ACGUGGGGGUUUUUGACGUAAGAAGAAAAGUAAAAAUGUUUUGGAAAUAACAAACAAAUACUAUUUUUGUGUCCAAUUUAAAAAGAAAAACCCAAUCGCCCCAAAAAUCAAUAACUUGUACUAAAUUCCAUAGCAUGAAAAAAAGGCGUUCUCUGUGGGACGGGCUAUAGUUCCUAAAUCGGACUAUACUAAGUCGAGUAAUAGUGGUGUAAUAAUAUGACAGUGCUAAAUUAAACCAAGAAAAAUCGCCAUAACAAAUAAAAUAACUGUAUGUAACCUCUUUUUUUAUUUGUAAAACAGAGUAGUUUCCCUUCAACCGCAAGUUUUAGGUGCAUUUUUCUGCACAACGCAGUCUGCAUGUGUGCAUGGCACCUUUACUGUUAUAGUUUUAGAAGAUCCGUGUUUUCAAAGAGUCUGAGAAUUACAACACCUAUUAUUAGUAUUAUAACUAAUCAACGACCCUUCCAUAGCAUUAAGAAUGACGUAUUUCCCCUGACGAUUUUGCCCGCUAUUUCUGUUGACAAAAGAAAAAUGACAACAACAGCCAUCAUGGAUGGUACUACUAGUACUACUAGUAGCACACCUGUUACACGUAAAACAGUCAGCCUUGCUGACUACGAUGCGUAUGGAUUUGAUCUGGAUCACACUUUGGCAAAGUAUAAAUUGGUUGAGUUUUUCGAUAUGGUGUAUUCUUGUCUGACAAAUUUCUUGGUGAAUAAGAAAGGAUAUGAUGCCAAGUUGAAGACUGAUCUACAGAAAUAUAAAGAUUUCAUAUGCAAAGGUUUGUUUCUUGACAUUGAAAAAGGGAAUAUAUUAAAGCUGGCCGAUGAUGGUAGCAUUCUCAAAGCAGUACAUGGGACAAAAGAACUAACGACUUCACAACUGAAGUCUGAAUAUGGAGACGACCUGAAGUGGGAACAUGCAGAAACGGUGAAAAAGCUGUUGCGGAACCAAAAAGUUUCGUGGAGGUUCUUUGAAAAUUAUUUUGACACACCAGGGCUAGUAGCAAUGGCACAGAUUAUUGACAUCCUGGAUAGUAAGGCAGAUACGGACAAAGCAGAUGCCAGUGACUACUCCUUAGCAUGGCAAGAUGUUCUUGACGGUCUCAUCGAAAUGUAUACGUUUACCAAUUACGCAGAGGAUAAGGGAGAGUUUUUCCCAAUAUUCAAAAAGGAUCCUUCGAAGUAUGUGGAAGCCUGCAGCAGUGACAUCAAGAAAUGGCUGAAGUCUCUAAAACAGGACAACAAGGUUGUGUUUCUUUUGACUUCCUCGUACGUGGACUUUGCUGAUAAAACUCUAGAGGCAGCGUUGGGACCUGACUGGGCUACCUACUUUGACAUAAAUAUCUUCUAUGCCAGAAAGCCAUCCUAUUUUUCUGAUACUGCAUCUCACCAUAUUCUUGAGGAUGGCAAAGAUGUAGGACCAGCUGAUACCCUUAAAAAGAAUGGUUUUUACUCUCGCGGAAACCACAGAGACCUCAUGAAGUUUAUCUCAGAACAAACAGGCAAAGAAAAUCCUCAGGUGGUUUAUUUCGGAGACAACAUCUGUGCCGACUGUUACCCUGCUAAGAUGUUCGCGGGCUGGGGCACGGUGUUGUUACUGGAGGAGAUGGAUGCGGAGGGCUACACGUGUUCUGAUGGGACGGUGCCGCAACAUGAAGAUGAGGGCUGUGACGGGCAACCAGCAAGCAAAAAGUCAAAACUGCCUCACUUCGAGCAUAGUUCUUUAGUAACUCCUGAAGAACGAGAGUAUCUCACAUCACAAUUUUGGGAUACAUUUCUUUACCACGAGGACACGAUUAGACCAAAGCGAAUGAACACAUUUUGGGGAUCGGUUAUUAGUGAAUACAGUUGUAUCACUGUUCCAAGCCUUGAGUAUUUAGCAGGAGUUCCUCUCUCACAUCAGUUUGAGUCCUUUAAUGCAGUAAGCGGCAACACACAAGGAUUUCACCCAGGGAGACCGGCAUCUUUACUACCAUGAUGUACGUUGGUGACUCCACCUAAACAAUUGUUAUGUUACGUUUGAGACUAAAUAUCACCUAAAUGAUUGUUGAUGUUGAAGAUUGGAUUUAUCUUAGUCAUCUUUUAAAGCUGCAAUCUCAGUUGUGUUUUUUUAUUUACCAUUUAGAAUACUCAUUACACGUCGUUCUUUAAAGGCAUAUUGUCACAGACCACUGACCUAUUACAUGGCCUAACAAAUUAUACUUAAAAAUAUAUAUAUUUGAUUUAUCCCUAAAUGUACUUUAUUCAACCAUCUACUUAACCACCAUACUCCACUUAUUAAUGAUAUUUUGUAAAAAUAAUCGAAUUAUGGCAAUGGGCCAUAAUUCAAAAAUUUACAUUGCUGAGAGUGUUGACAUGGAUUUCACUCCAUCAUGGUGUAGUUAAAGUGAUGCAAUAGCUAGAUUUGGCCUGUAAAAAUUUAUGUAAUUUUGAUUUAUUAUUCAUUUUUAGAGAAAUAAAGUCCUUAAAUCUGUGGCUACAAAUUGCUAAUCCUAAAUUGAUCACCUAAAAACAAAUUUAUUCUCCAUUUUAUCAUUUGAAACUGGAGUACUAUUGCAGUGUUUUCUGUUAAUACAAUGUACAUAGUAAAACAAAAAUACAGUCAACGAUAACCAUUGAUAGUGAGAACACACAGGUUUAUUAAAACUGUAGGUGUGUUUGUAUUUUGCAUUAGUAAAUGAUGUUAGAAUAAUAUGGUCAAGUGAGAUUGCAACUUUAAACCUUAUUUUGAAGUAUUCUGUUUAUUGGAUACAAUAUACUCGGGAUUUUUUAUGUCAUUAUUUAUAAAAACAAUUAUAUUGAUAAAAGGCAUUUAAGAUAAACUUUCAAUAUAAAUUAAUCACUCGGUAGAGGGAUUUUUUUGUACUAUGGGGUUCAAACAGGCCCGACACCCAAUAGAUGAUGUAUUUUUAUGCUGGAGUGUCAUUAAUCAUUCAUUCAUUCACAUGUACAGCAGGGUACGGUCAAUUUUCAGAUAAAAAGAAAAAAUUAUCUGCUGCCAUUUUAUCUCUAAAGAGAUAUGUAGACAUAAUAUUGGAUGCCUAUAAUUUUACAUAUGUUAAAUACAGUUUUAACGUAAACAGGAAUCCAAAAGUGUCACAAAAAUUGAAAAAUACUAACAUCGCAUAAUGUGAAAGUAGCGUAACCAGCGCAAAACGAAAAAAAGAAUCCCUUCAAAUAAUUAUGUAUCUAUUUCAAAGGCAUAGCGCCCAUUACGCACAUUACGAAUGUGCGUAAUGCAAAAACAUAAUCUGGGAAUAGGUCGAGGCUGUAUGUAAUUGUUCUAUAAAAUAUUCUCUUAAAAUUGACUUGAAAAAAGAUAGAAAAAAAAUGCCUCCGAAAAGGUUCAGAAUGCUUCUGCAGCGGUUCUGAGUUUCAAAAUUUUCACAGGGGGAGACCUCCCGAAUCCCCCGGCUCGGGCACGCCUUUGAUGUGCGUAAUGCUAAAAAAAUGUGUGGUAAUGCCCCUGUAUUUUAUUUCGGUACUGGGGCUGAUAUUCAGUUCUUUUAUAAUAUUGUUUACUUACUUUAGCAAGCCUUAAAGACAUUUUUUUUGGUAAAAUGUUUUCUUUUGUAUUUGUUUUAACUUUAUGUUUGAGCUAAAAAC
Gigantopelta aegis is the source of this 3608-nucleotide messenger RNA. Its product is annotated as 5'-nucleotidase domain-containing protein 1-like. The record is from RefSeq and is a predicted model, not a curated record. Gene Ontology annotation, molecular function: 5'-nucleotidase activity. The coding region runs from base 358 to 1980 and encodes 540 amino acids. Lineage: Eukaryota; Metazoa; Mollusca; Gastropoda; Neomphalida; Peltospiridae. The transcript is spliced from 12 exons.